AGAAAAUAAUAUUCAUCUUGUGCUUUGUGGGCUUAAUUAUUCUUGAUUCUUUUAGUUUUUGUAUAAAUAUUUAACCUAAACCAAACUUUCGAGGUUAUGGAUUCCAACAACAAAACACGACAACUAGAGGAAGUUGAAGCUCUCAGUUCAAUAUACGGCGAAGACUGGGUGACUGAAAGUGAGGCAUGUUACAGUAUAAAAGUGAAAGACAUCAAGCGAGAGAUCUUGUUGAGUGUUACCAUGACCCCGGACUACCCGAGUCAGUCGCCGCCCCAGUACGAGCUGUCGGCGCCCUGGAUGGACAGGAAGGCUAAGCAAAUACUGCAUCAGACUCUAGAUGCAGUGUAUUUAGACAAUAUCGGUGAAACAGUGAUAUACCAAUGGGUGGAGGCGAUCCGGGAGUGUCUGGUGAACAUGAAGACGCCCUCCCCGGAGCCUGAGACCGAGCUUGAGCUGCCUGAAUCUAUUGAUAGGUUAAAGUUAAGCAUCGAAUGCCCGGCCAUCACUCAUGGGGCCGUGCUGACUGAUAGGAAAAGCAACUUCCAGGGUCACGCCGCUGAGGUCCACAGCAUAGAAGAAGUCAACGCCGUCCUAGAAAAAUUAAAGGAAAACAAAAAAAUUAUGAACGCAACGCACAACAUGUACGCUUACCGUAUAGAGAGGACGAAAAACGGUCACACCACAUUCCUACAAGAUUGCGACGACGACGGCGAGGCCCACGCGGGUGGUCGCAUGUUGCAUCUACUGCAGAUACUGGAUCAAAAGAACACGCUCGUAGUUGUGUCACGAUGGUAUGGCGGUAUCCAACUAGGCCCAGAUCGUUUUCGUCACAUCAACAACGCAACAAGGCAAGUUAUCGAGCAAGCUGGACUACUGAAGAAGAAGUGACAAACCGAGAAAGACUUAUGACACUCUUGCACUCAUCAUAAGAUGUGAUUGUAGUACUGAGACGGCACAUGAAGGUAAAUGGCAUCUUCAGUCGUUGUAGUAGGUGAUGUUUUGCAAUAUUUACAUUAUUUGGUGUGAGAGAGAUAUUAUUACGUAAUCUUCACACUAAACCCAAAAGAAAAACAAUUAUAUUCUCGGUCAAAACUAGUUUUAGAGGUCUAUCAUUAGAUAGGUCAACCAACACCAAGAAAAUAGUAAAGGGCAAUACUAUCGAAAAUUGACUACAAAGAUGGAUACUAUCUUCUUUUCACGAAAUUUUGAUAGUGUAUCGAUAGUAGGCUCUAGCGACAACACUAGUUGGGACUUUUCAUUCUAUAAAAUGUCAUUAUUUAGACUGUCAUUUGUCAAACUGACAAUUAUUUUUUAAUUGAUCCCAGAAUAAGGUCUGAUUGGUUACCAAGUGUAUAAUUUUGACGUUAGGUUUAUUAAUAUAUCUAUUAGUAGAUAGAUUUGAGGGCCUAGUGUGAGUUUUUAUCAAUCGCGCUCACUGGUGAGCGCGUCAAAAAAUGACAUUAAAUGUAUGACUAGUGAUGGUCAACUCGAGUACCUAACUCGAGUUAACUCGAGUUGGGCGUAACUCGAGCCCACUCGAGUUGAAUUCUCUCUGACUCGAGUUCGUAAACUGUAUAGAACCGACAGAAACUGCCGGUUAUUGUUGUAGAUUUUUGUGUUUUAUGUUCUGUUUUUGAAAAAUGCCGGGUCCUAAAAGAAAAUCUUUAGUUUGGGACGUAUUCGAAUCGCCGGAGAGUGGACGCGUUGCGUGUAAACAGUGUUCAGAUUCAUUCAAAUAUAGUGGAAAUACGACCACAUUAUUAAACCACAUUAAAAAAAGCAUCCUAAUGUUGCCAUCGAGGAAAGUCAGAGUUCAUUAUCAACAAUGAAAGUACCUAAUAUGAGUACUUCGACUGAUUCAUCGCAGUUACUUGUAUUGACAACCACAUUGGAUGUUGAGCCUCCUCAAAAAAGGUUAAGGCACACUCAAACCCGUCACUGUGCCAAAAAAAAUAACGCCAAAUUUCUGGUAUUAACGCUUUAAUUAAUUUGAUAGUAAAAGAUUUGUAGCCAUUCAGAUAGUGGAAAAUUCAGGUCUAAUUUUUUUAACUAAGUAUUAAUGCGAAGCUAAGGGAUUAAACUGGUAAAAAUAAAUAAAAAACAUUCACUUGUCCACCCACUUAACUCGAGUUACGUAACUCGAGUUCAACCCGAGUUAUGUGGAUUUUAACUCGGGUUAAAUCGAGUUUUAUUUUUUACGAGUUGGCCCAUCAUUAUGUAUG
This is a messenger RNA of Ostrinia nubilalis (European corn borer), 2222 nucleotides long. Its product is annotated as protein IMPACT-B-like. Gene Ontology annotation, molecular function: protein binding. The transcript is spliced from 6 exons. The record is from RefSeq and is a predicted model, not a curated record. Gene Ontology annotation, biological process: GCN2-mediated signaling; regulation of translational initiation. The coding region runs from base 97 to 888 and encodes 263 amino acids. Lineage: Eukaryota; Metazoa; Arthropoda; Insecta; Lepidoptera; Crambidae. Gene Ontology annotation, cellular component: cytoplasm.